AUGGAGUGUGCGCACCCGAUCCAGGUCGCGGGCCUAUGUGCCCUGUGCGGCAAGGAGAUAGACGACGUCAAGGUUUCGCGUGCCGAGGCGGAGCGAAUUGACCAAGAGACGACCACACGGCUGCUCGAGCAGCGCAAGCUGGCGCUGAUUGUGGAUCUCGACCAGACGAUUAUCCACGUAACGGUGGACCCGACGGUGCGCGAGUGGGCGCAGGAUGUCAAGAACCCCAACUGGCACGCGCUGCGCGAUAUCGUCGCGUUCCAGCUCGGGGCCGACGGCAAGACGGUGUCGCACCAGCCCGAGCCUCUGCGCGCCGACGACGCGACAUCGUUUGCGACAGGCGGCGACGAGGACGGGUGCUGGUACUUUGUCAAGCUGCGGCCGCACCUCGCCGCGUUCCUCGCGACGCUCGCGGAAAAGUUUGAGCUGCAUGUAUACACGAUGGGCACGCGCUCGUACGCCGACUGUAUCUGCCGCAUUGUCGACCCCGAUGGCAAGCUGUUUGGCGCGCGUAUCUUGUCGCGUGACGAGAACGAAAGCAUGGUACAAAAGAGCCUCGCGCGGCUCUUUCCCAUCAACACGUCCAUGGUCGUGAUCAUCGACGACCGUGCGGAUGUGUGGGCGUGGAGCCCCAAUCUGAUCAAGGUCGAUCCAUAUGAAUUCUUUGUCGGCAUCGGCGACAUUAAUGCGGGGCACCUUGCGCCCACGACGCCGCUCGUGACGGCGCCGGCGCCGGCCGACGCGCCCAAGGCCGACGCGCCGCUCGCCGAGAGCCAGCGCCAGACGAUCCACGACCAGGUCGACGCGCGCCCCCUCGCCAAGCUCCAGGAGGAGAAAAAGGCCAAGUCGGACGACGCGCCAGAGACGCCGGACGCCGAGCCCGCCGCAGGUCCGGACGCGGUGCUGGACGACAAUGACGAGGAGCUGACGCUCAUUGAAUCGCUUUUGACGCAAAUCCACGGACACUGGUACAAGGCGUACGACGCCAAGAAAAAGCCGGAUGCCAAGGACAUUAUCAGCAGCAUGAAACGCAAGGUGCUGCACGGGUGCACCCUCGCAUUCUCCGGCCUGAUCCCGCUGAACGAGACCCCGGAAAACUCUGCGGUGUGGACCGCGGCGCAAGACUUUGGCGCGUCGUGCCGCCGGACGCUCACGCACGACGUGACGCACAUGAUCGCCGCAGGACCCGGCACGGCCAAGGCGGAAGAGGCGUACCGGCGGGGCGACGUGCAUGUCGUCUGGCCGUCGUGGCUCAACGAUUCGCUCUGCCGGUGGCACCGCCAAGAAGAGACCGACUACAAGGUGCCUCGCAGCGACCGCCUCGCGUCUCUCGGCCGCGACGCACUGCACGACCUCGCGAGCAGCAUCCACGCAGACACCGAGCCCGAGAAUCUCGACGAGGCGGCGCUCGACGACCUCGCCAAUAUGGACUGGGGCGAGGCCGAGGACGAAGUCGACGCAUUCCUGGACGACGACGACGAGGAUACCGAGAGCGACCUAGACAGCGCGUCGCAGUCGAUGCUCAGCGAGGCGUCCGACGCGCCCCCCGCACGCGACGAGCUGCUCCGCUCGCCCCUCUCCCGCCGGCGGCAUGCCGCGGCGCUGCGCGGGGGGCAGUCCAAGCUCCGCCAGAGCGUCCUCGCAGAGGAGAGCCAAGAGUCGGAGGACGACACCCCGUCACAGGGGCCAGUCAAGCGCCGGAAAGUCCAGGGCGGCGCACAGCACAAGGACAUUGCUGCGCUGCGCACCGAGCACACUGCAACGCCGCCCGACAGCGAGGAAGAGCACUUCCUCGACGACCUCGCGUUGGAGAUGGAGCGUGAGCUGGGCGACGAUCUAUAG
Messenger RNA from Malassezia japonica, 1842 nucleotides. RefSeq names its product protein-serine/threonine phosphatase (gene fcp1). Gene Ontology annotation, molecular function: RNA polymerase II CTD heptapeptide repeat phosphatase activity. Gene Ontology annotation, cellular component: nucleus. The record is from RefSeq and is a predicted model, not a curated record. The transcript is spliced from 4 exons. NCBI's taxonomy places the organism in Eukaryota, Fungi, Basidiomycota, Malasseziomycetes, Malasseziales, Malasseziaceae. The coding region runs from base 1 to 1842 and encodes 613 amino acids.